Molecule: messenger RNA, 1762 nt
Organism: Verruconis gallopava
Lineage: Eukaryota; Fungi; Ascomycota; Dothideomycetes; Venturiales; Sympoventuriaceae
Exons: 2
Coding region: 340-1521 (393 amino acids)
Source: RefSeq, a predicted model, not a curated record
CCCGUUCCUGCUCGUCUGUACGAGCAUCCGCUCCUUGUAGACCUCAGCACAAGCAGCAUUGCACAUGAGUAUUUGCGCGUCCUUGCGUGGGGCACAGGGUAGAGGAACAGCUCGCAUGCCCGCUGCACGAAUCCGCAGACGGAAGGUUUGCAGCUUGCUCAUCGUCAAGGCUGGUCACCCCAGCCUCUCAUUCGCCCGCCGCGGCGGUCCAGCAUCAUCACCGCCUUGUCCCCCUCCCUCCGCGCAAAGCAGAGGCACGCUCCCUUUUGUUCGCGUGGUCUCCUCUUUUUGCACCGUAUUUUCCUAUGUCCUCUUCUUCGUCCUCUUCACGUAGACAUCAUGUCGCCCCCUCCAGCCACGCCGCCCAAUGAUCACGAGCGGGCGUCGCUGUGGCCCUCGCCUCAAUUUAGCGACUACUUCAGUGACGCGGGAGAUUCCUCGACGUGCACUGCUGCUGACCAGCGCAAAUUGUACACGCCGGUCCAGGUGCGCAUCCUCGACCGGCUGGGUGCCAUUGCGCGUAAAGUCGCCGAGCACGAACAGGACGGAGGCCAAACGCCGCAUCUCAGCGACUUUGACUCGGAGCUAUCCGCUCUCGAGACUAAGCUCAAUGCGCCCGAGUCGCAGACGAGGGAGAUAGCUGAAGAGACCGGCUCGUUGUUCCAAGACGAGGACGAUCCCGCCGUGCUCCUAGCCGAGAACGAUGACUUACGCCGGGAGCUUCGUGAAGGUCGCGAUGUCAUUGCGCGCAUCACAAGACUGAGAGAAUCGCUGCAGCAGCACUACGACGAGAUGAAGGCCAAUUACCAGCUCGCCAUUCAGCGUUUGAGCGCGGCUUCAGAAGCCUUGUCGACACUCAAGCAAGAGAACGAGAGCUUGAAGGCCGACAACGAAAAACUACGCGAGCAGAACAUCCGCCUGCACGAUGACCUCCAAAGUGCCAUCCCGACGAUAUCCCGCCUCAAAUCACGUCUAGAGAACGUUGAACGCUCCUUGCUACAACCCUGUGAGCCUGAGGAGCGCGACAAACUUGAGCAGAGCAUAGUGUCACUGAACCACGAGUUUGACGACGUCGAGCUGGACUUCAAGGACAUCGCUCGGCGAUACAGGAAGUCGUCGAGCAGCAGGGUAGAUUCGGCUAUUGGUAAUUGCUCUUCACAAUCACCAACAUGCGACGCUCGAUCCGUCUCUCCAGAGACGGGUCAUCGUUCGAUGAUCAUCAUCAGAAGAGGCGGACUAAUUCGUCGUAUUGAUGCAGAUGCCUAUUCCUCAUACAGCGAGGAGCUGGACGAGUCAGACGACGCCGAGCAGGAUGACGAGCAGGAUGACGAGCAGGAAGUUGAAAAGUCCUCGGACGUGCAACACGGGUCAGAUGAUUUUCAGCAUCCGGACAGCAGUGAGGAGAGGGAAGACGAGAAGCCUGAACCGGUUCGCAAGACUAGGAAGACUCCGUGGGAAGAGCUAUGGGACUCAAUCGCCGAGUUCGCCGGAAUGCACAAUUACUAUGACGAUUCGACCUGAACCAGGACAUUCUGAGCACUGGACCUUGCUUCAAGGAUAUGCGAAGUCGUAGAAAGCGACAAUCUAAUCUUAUGAUUGAGCCGUGGGUUGACCAUGUUCGCUGCAAGCAAGUUUCAUGAUGUAUGAUCUUAUGACAGCAUGAUACCCCAGUAUGGACAUUAGAGGCGUGGGUAUCUCUUCGGCUUUAGUGCUACCAACAAUGCUGUGGUGUGUAUUCAAAAAACGCACGAUCUCCUUUCUG